This is a messenger RNA of Tupaia belangeri chinensis (Chinese tree shrew), 1117 nucleotides long. RefSeq names its product parvin beta (gene PARVB). Gene Ontology annotation, biological process: establishment or maintenance of cell polarity regulating cell shape; actin cytoskeleton organization; lamellipodium assembly. Gene Ontology annotation, molecular function: actin binding. The coding region runs from base 70 to 1053 and encodes 327 amino acids. Gene Ontology annotation, cellular component: actin cytoskeleton; cytoplasm; focal adhesion. The record is from RefSeq and is a predicted model, not a curated record. The transcript is spliced from 13 exons. Lineage: Eukaryota; Metazoa; Chordata; Mammalia; Scandentia; Tupaiidae.
UGGCCAUUCGCUCGCCUCGCCCGCAGCCGGGAGCGUUUCUGCCUGUCCGUCCGCCUCAUCCUGCCCGCCAUGAGUGAUCUACAGGAAGAGGGCAAAAGUGCCAUCAACUCACCGAUGUCCCCAGCGCUGGUGGACGUUCACCCGGAAGACACCCAGCUAGAGGAGAAUGAGGAGCGCACGAUGAUUGACCCCACCUCCAAGGAGGACCCCAAGUUCAAAGAACUGGUUAAGGCUCUCCUGGACUGGGUCAACGACGUGCUGGUGAAGGACAGGAUCAUCGUGAAGCAGCUGGAGGAGGACCUGUACGACGGCCAGGUGCUGCAGAAGCUCCUGGAGAACCUGGCGGACUGCAAGCUGAACGUGGCCGAGGUGACGCAGUCCGAACUUGGGCAGAAACAGAAGUUGCAGACGGUGCUAGAAGCCGUGCAUGACCUGCUGCGGCCCCACGGCUGGGCGCUCCGGUGGACCGUGGACUCAAUCCACGGCAAGAACCUGGUGGCCAUCCUCCACCUGCUCGUCGCCCUGGCCACGCACUUCCGGGCCCCGAUCCGCCUCCCCGAACACGUCUCUGUGCAAGUGGUGGUCGUGCGGAAGCGGGAAGGCCUGCUGCAUUCCAGCCACGUCACGGAGGAGCUGACCACAACCACGGAGAUGAUGAUGGGCCGAUUUGAGCGGGACGCCUUUGACACGCUCUUCGACCACGCCCCGGAUAAGCUCAGCGUGGUGAAGAAGUCUCUCAUCACGUUCGUGAACAAGCACCUGAACAAGCUGAACCUGGAGGUGACGGAGCUGGAGACCCAGUUUGCAGACGGCGUGUACCUGGUGCUGCUCAUGGGCCUCCUGGAGGACUACUUCGUCCCUCUCCACCACUUCCACCUGACGCCGGACAGCUUCGAGCAGAAGGUCCACAACGUGUCCUUUGCCUUUGAGCUGAUGCUGGACGGAGGGCUCAAGAAACCCAAGGCUCGCCCCGAAGAUGUGGUGAACUUGGACCUCAAAUCCACCCUGCGGGUGCUUUACAACCUGUUCACCAAGUACAAGGAUGUCGAGUGAGGAGCUGCAGCAGCGGGCCUUUCCGCCAGAGGAGCAGCGCCCGAGCCCUGGGCCUUCUGGGGAG